Eucalyptus grandis is the source of this 1701-nucleotide messenger RNA. Its product is annotated as serine carboxypeptidase-like 40. Lineage: Eukaryota; Viridiplantae; Streptophyta; Magnoliopsida; Myrtales; Myrtaceae. Gene Ontology annotation, molecular function: serine-type carboxypeptidase activity. Gene Ontology annotation, cellular component: vacuole. The transcript is spliced from 8 exons. Gene Ontology annotation, biological process: proteolysis. The record is from RefSeq and is a predicted model, not a curated record. The coding region runs from base 1 to 1701 and encodes 566 amino acids.
AUGGCCAGGCGCAAGCGGACGGCGGUGUCGCAUGCAGUCGUGAGCGGUCCUGGCUCCGGUGGUGGCUAUGACGGUGUGAGGGGUUGCUCCAGUGGUCUCUUGGCCUAUACAGCUAAUUCGAAUGCAAUUCAACAUAUCAAAACCACCAUUAAAACUCUCUUACUCUCGCUCUCUAGUGGCUCAAAGAGGAAGAAGCCGAGAGCAGAGAGAAUGGGGAGAAACCCCGAAAGAUGCUCUUUUCUUCUUCUUUUAUCUUUAUGUGUCUUGUCUUCCCUGGUUCCAAUACAUGGAAAGAAGCAAGGAGAUGUUCUCCAUUCCCUAUACGAAGCGAAGUGGGAGAAGUCUGAGAUAGACACGAGCCCUUUUCAGGUGAGCAAUUACCAUGGAAUUCUCAAUUCUAGGGUUUAUCGUCAAGAAGGACUGAAGGAGAAAGAUUUGAUCAGAAGGUUGCCUGGACAACCGCCGGUUGAAUUCAAUCACUAUGGUGGUUAUGUCACCAUUGAUGAAUCGGCUGGUCGAGCAUUUUAUUAUUAUUUUGCCGAAGCAGGGCGAAAUAAGGAUUCAGCGCCACUUCUUCUAUGGCUUAAUGGAGGUCCUGGAUGCUCAUCCUUCGGCUUUGGAGCAAUGCAGGAACUCGGACCGUUCCGAGUUCAUAGCGACGGGAAGACUCUCUAUCGAAAUAAAUUUGCAUGGAAUGUUGCUGCGAACGUCUUGUUUCUAGAGUCACCGGCUGGUGUCGGUUUUUCUUAUUCCAACACAACGGCGGACUAUAUGACGAACGGUGACAGCAAAACAGCCCAGGACAAUUAUGUGUUCUUGCUAAAUUGGCUGGAGAGGUUUCCCGAGUACAAGAACCGGGAUUUUUAUAUUUCAGGCGAGAGCUACGCGGGCCAUUACGCACCUCAGCUCGCACACAACAUCCUAUUCAACAACAAGAAGGCAAACAAGACCAUUAUCAACCUCAAAGGGAUUAUAAUUGGGAACGCAGCAAUCAACUAUGAGACGGAUGAAAGAGGGAUGUAUGAAUACUUCGCUACGCACGCAUUGAUAUCCCAAGAAACAUGGUAUGCAAUUCAAAAGUAUUGUGACUUUUUGCCAAAUGUCACUCAAGUAAGCCAAUGCAAAUCGGCGAAGUUGGAUGCGGAGAGUCAAGUUUUUCCUAAUAUUGACAUUUACGACAUCUACGCCCCUCUCUGCUUAUCUUUCAACCUGACUUCUCGUCCCAAGAAGACCAACAUCAUGGAAUUAGACCCGUGUGGAGACGACUACGUGCCUGCGUACCUGAACAGAGAAGAUGUGCAAGAGGCACUUCAUGCCAACGUUACGAAGCUCGAUCGUGACUGGGAAGGGUGCAGCGAAGUUAUCCAUCCAUGGGGAGAUAGCCCUCCCACCGUCCUGCCUCUCCUCCAAGAAUUCAUGUCCAAUGGGCUCCGUGUUUGGGUGUACAGUGGGGACACCGACGGAAGAGUGCCGGUGACUUCGACCCAGAGAUCUCUUAGCAAGAUGGGCCUCCCAACGAAGAGUCCAUGGCGUCCUUGGUUCCUGGGUGGCGAGGUCGGCGGGUACGUGCAAGUGUACGAGGGAGACUUGACUUUUGCGACGGUGCGAGGAGCGGGGCAUAUGGUACCGAGCUAUCAGCCCAAGAGAGCUCUCUCUCUUAUCUCUCACUUCCUUGCGGGUUCUCUACUUCCAUAUAAAUAG